AUGAAUUUUUCUAAAAUUAGUAGCAAAGUUUCAAAUUUUUUGUACACAUAUUUUUCCGUUAUUCCAAAAGUUUCAAUUAAAAAAACAGCUAUGACUGGAAAUAAGAGCGAUGAGGCAAACUCUCAUGCUGCCGACAGUUCGGACAAGCCAAAAUCCAAGGCCACCAAUCCGUUCUUCAUCUUCCUGCACGAGUUUCGGCAGAAUCUAAUGAAACGCGGCGCCUACAAGCACAUGACAGCGAAGGAGAUCGCCUGCGCGGCCGGCGAGCGCUGGCGUCAGAUGUCGUCCGACGAGAAGCUCAACUAUGUGGUGUGGGCCCGCAAGAAUCAGCAACAAUUGGAUCCGCGUUUGCGCGUGUCACCGGGAAAGACCGGGCAGCGCGAAGUGCAUAGCAACAGAAGUGAGAGCAAGACCGUGCGGCGCCGCGGAUCUCGACAGAAAAAGGUCACUAUGCAGAAACGUCGACCGAGUUAUAUUAAGUGAAGUGGUGAUUUGUCGUUAAACAUGAGGUUGGAGCGAGGGUAGCCUUACACAUUUUGUCGCUGGUGAAAAUUUCCAUGUGGAACACGUUAUUUUGUUGGCAUUUCGUAUAUUUUCUAAUUGAUAUCGUUGUAUUCUCUUAUGGUUGUGACAGUAAAGGUAUUUUAUA
Bactrocera tryoni is the source of this 649-nucleotide messenger RNA. RefSeq names its product HMG1/2-like protein. NCBI's taxonomy places the organism in Eukaryota, Metazoa, Arthropoda, Insecta, Diptera, Tephritidae. The record is from RefSeq and is a predicted model, not a curated record. The transcript has a single exon. The coding region runs from base 1 to 483 and encodes 160 amino acids.